Messenger RNA from Pneumocystis carinii B80, 860 nucleotides. RefSeq lists its product as hypothetical. Gene Ontology annotation, molecular function: arylformamidase activity. NCBI's taxonomy places the organism in Eukaryota, Fungi, Ascomycota, Pneumocystomycetes, Pneumocystales, Pneumocystaceae. The transcript has 2 exons. Bases 47 to 814 code for a protein of 255 amino acids. The record is from RefSeq and is a predicted model, not a curated record.
CUUUAUCAAAAUCAUAUAGAAUAUAUAUUUUAUAUAUAGGAAUAUCAUGCCUGAGUUUGUUUUAUCAUAUGGUAAUCCAGAUGAAAAUUUAAAGAAGAUUGAUGUAUUUAUUUCUGAUAAUGGUUUUAUUAAUGAUUCAUCAAAUUUAUGGGUUAUUUAUAUUCAUGGAGGUGCAUGGAGGGAUAUAGAUCAUGAUUCAAAAGAUGGACAUGUUCUAAUUAAUUUUCUUCGUAGUCAAUUUUAUACACAAACUAAAUUGGCUUAUGCAAGUAUUAAUUAUCGUCUAUCACCUCAUGUAGUUCAUCCUGAACAUUUGAAUGAUAUAAAAGAAGCAAUUGAUUUUCUUAAAAAAACAUAUAAAUUAAAUCAAUGUAUUCUUAUUGGGCAUUCUGCUGGUGCAACAUUAUGUAUACAAUAUUUUAUGGUUAAUAGUGAGGUACAAAAUAUUGUAUGUUGUAUUAUUUGUGUGGAGGGAAUAUAUGAUUUAUUGGAAUUGGUAAGCGAAUAUCCUUCAUAUGAGGAUUUUGUAAAAUUGGCUUUUGGUAAUGAUCAACGAAACUGGAUUGUUGCAAGUCCUUCAUAUUUAGUAUCUAAUUAUGUUGGUUCAUCUUCUUGUGAGAUAAUUUUGAUUCAAUCUGAAGAAGAUGAACUUUUAAGUAUGAAACAAACAAAUAUUAUGAUGAAGGCUAUUUCUCAUAUUAAGAAUUCUAAUAUUACAUUUAGUUUGAAAAAAGUAAAAGGAAAACAUUUUGAUGUUAUAAAAAAUGAUGAUUUUUUUUAUAUAAUUAAAGAGGUUGUUCAUUAUUAUUUAUAAUGUUUUACAACAAUAGUAUAUUUUUCUACAAAUAUUUUGAUAAUUA